CCUUUUCUUCUUCUUUCCUUUAUACACUCCUUUUUCACUAUAAUAAAAAAAUGGCUCUGGCAGCCCAACAAAAUGAUUAUUUCAACUUGGUCAAUAAUAAACCUGAACCAAAGGAAUAUCAUCUCGAGAAACAACACACUCAUCAAGUAAUUUCACUCCUUCCAGCUUCGAAUGAGAGACCUCGUUCGAUCUCACAAACCCAGUCAAACUCUUUUUCUUCCAUUCAAACUGUACCUGAAGAAUCAGUCUUGACCGAGGAUUUAAUGCCUAAAAGACAUUCGACCAGUUUUAAUUUAGCACCAGCCUCUUCUUUUAAAAAGUCUCAAAAAAAGACUCGUAAUACUUUAGCUCGUAAUUAUACAACAGGUGCACCAGAUCAAGAUGUAUCUGAGGAAUUCCAGAAGGAAUUAACAGCAAGAAGAAAGACAUUUAAGAGAUUAUCUAAAAGAAGACCAGAUGAUCAAGAAGAUCGUGUUCUAAUGGGUACCCUUAUUUCUGAAGGCCAUCAAAACUAUAUUUUAAUGUAUAAUAUGUUGACUGGUAUUCGAAUUGCCGUCGGAAGAGUCUCGGCAAAACCAGAUCGUCCUAUUGUCGAUAGUGACUUUUCUGCUGCCCAUAAACUUGCCUUUGAUGUUACCGGUGAUGAAUUAACACCAGGCGCUAAAUAUGAUUUUAAAUUUAAAGAUUAUGCACCUUGGGUCUUUCGUGCUUUGCGUGAAAGAUUUGGUAUUGAUCCCGCUGAUUAUUUGAUUUCACUGACGAGUAAAUACAUUCUAUCUGAACUUGGCUCUCCCGGAAAAAGUGGCAGUUUCUUUUAUUAUUCAAGAGAUUAUCGCUUUAUUAUUAAAACUAUUCAUCAUACCGAACACAAGUUUAUGAGAAAGAUUCUCAAGGAAUAUCAUGAUCACGUCUCCUCUAACCCAGAUACCCUGCUCUGUCGCUACUAUGGUCUUCAUCGAGUAAAGCUUCCUCAUGGUCGUAAAAUUCAUUUCGUUGUUAUGGGAAACGUAUUACCACCGAACAAGGACAUUCACGAAACUUAUGAUCUAAAGGGCUCUACAUUGGGUCGUUUCUUACCUGAGGAAGAAAUCAAGAAAAAUCCUUAUGCUGUCAUGAAAGAUUUAAAUUGGGAAAAGCGAGGCAACAAAUUACAACUUGGUCCUCAAAAACGUAAAUUAUUUAUUACUCAGCUCCUACGUGAUGUCAAGCUCCUCGUUAGAAUGAAUAUUAUGGAUUACAGUUUAAUGAUCGGUGUCCAUGAUAUUGUCCGAGGCAAUAAGGACAAUGUGCGUAACUCUACCUUGCAGUUCUUUCAACCUGAUACCAAGCUUGCUGAGAGACGUGCUUCAAUGAUGAAGCGCCGAGAAAGUAAAGCCAUGGUGUAUCGUAAGGUGAUUAUGGAGGCAAACCCUGAUCGAUUAAAUGCGUCUGAAUUACCAGACACACCAUUCGAUGAGCGCCGUAACUGUGCAUUUUAUGCAGACGAUGGUGGAUUUCAGGCUACGGAUGAAAGAAACAGAGCAGGACCAGCUCUAUACUUUUUGGGCAUUAUUGAUAUUUUAACACCUUAUGACAUGAAGAAAAAGUCAGAGCAUUUCUUUAAAUCUUUAACGCAAGAUAAAAAUGCAAUCUCUUCUGUAAAACCCAAGGUCUAUGGUAACAGAUUCAUGGGAUUCAUGUCAAAUGCUUUGGAGCAUAAUGAAGAUAUACCUCAUGAAUAUCAAUUAGAAUCAAAUGAAAAGAAGAACCUUUAAUUUAUUAUUAUUAUUUAAUUUUUUUUACACUAUAUUUCUUAAUAAAUAAGAUUUUCGCCUUUAUGUGUGGUCGGUGUAACAUAUGCACCCAACCUCAUUUACUAU
Messenger RNA from Mucor mucedo, 1859 nucleotides. RefSeq lists its product as uncharacterized. Gene Ontology annotation, molecular function: phosphatidylinositol kinase activity. Gene Ontology annotation, biological process: phosphatidylinositol metabolic process. NCBI's taxonomy places the organism in Eukaryota, Fungi, Mucoromycota, Mucoromycetes, Mucorales, Mucoraceae. The transcript has 6 exons. Bases 51 to 1754 code for a protein of 567 amino acids. The record is from RefSeq and is a predicted model, not a curated record.